AUAUGAUUCGAUUCUGCAGCACAUUGAGCAAAUACGGUACACAACUCAUAGAUACAUUAUUCUAGCACAAAUGUGUACAAAUAUGCCAUCUAUAAGUUCAUGUUUUUCUUAAGUAGUUAACUAGGAAGUGAAUUAUACAAAUCAGAUGUACGAGCACUUACCAUAGAAACAGCAUAUAUAUACCAUCCAUGAAGGUUGGAAAAUGGCAGAAGAAUCAAUUAAUCCAGACGAACUGGAAAUAUUACCAGUAAAAUUUGUACAAGCAGCUUUACACAAAGGAAUGCUGCAAGAUGUAACACUUCAUAACGUAGAUGAAGUGACAUCAACGAGAACGGGAAAAUCUAUCGCUAACUAUGCAUUGAAGAAUAGGAAGUUUAGCAGAGAUGCAGUUAACAUGCUCAAUAGAGCAGCGUCUUUAUUUGUGUUAUAUAUAACGACACUAGCACAAGAUAUAGCAAAAAAUAAAAAGCGGACCACCAUAUACGAAGCUGAUAUUCUCGAAGCAUUAAAUACGGCAUUGUUCUGGGAAAUUGAAAGAGAGAUGUCAGAGGAUAUGAAUGAAGUAAAUGAACUUUUAAAAAUCAGACAAAAGCAAAUGCUGGAACAACAGGCACAAUUACCAAACAACCAAAACAUCUCAAAUCCAGUCAACGCCGAUAUCCAAAUGGAACAGAACGAAGAAACCGAUGCAUCAUAUGUGUAUAAUGAAGAACAUAGUGAACUGUAUAUAGAGGAGGAUGAAAUAGGCAUUGAUGAAACCUAUAGCAAUAUAGAAGAUGAAGAUACAGACACAAAUCCCAAGGAGGAAUCGACAUCCAUGCUUAAUGAAGAUACAAUGGAAGAAGAAGACCAAUUUAAUAGUUAUAACACAGAUGUAACAAUGGAAACGACCUACAACAAAGAAGUACCGGAGGUCAAUACGGUAGACCCAAUGGUAAUAACCACGGGUCAAGAUGAUGAUGUAGACUUUACACAAAACGAUAAUCCUUGAUCAAGUGCUUACGACAGGUACCGUGAUAAAUCGCAAUCCAUAGAAGAUAUGUAAUAGUGCAGUCGUUAUGGAAUACAAGAUACAGUUACAAGCUACGUCAUUA
Messenger RNA from Babesia bovis T2Bo, 1094 nucleotides. RefSeq names its product Histone-like transcription factor (CBF/NF-Y) and archaeal histone family protein. The transcript is spliced from 3 exons. Gene Ontology annotation, cellular component: epsilon DNA polymerase complex; CHRAC. Gene Ontology annotation, molecular function: protein heterodimerization activity; chromatin DNA binding. Lineage: Eukaryota; Apicomplexa; Aconoidasida; Piroplasmida; Babesiidae. The coding region runs from base 203 to 991 and encodes 262 amino acids. Gene Ontology annotation, biological process: heterochromatin formation; leading strand elongation; DNA damage response. The record is from RefSeq and is a predicted model, not a curated record.